This is a messenger RNA of Sturnus vulgaris (Common starling), 2206 nucleotides long. RefSeq names its product potassium channel regulator (gene KCNRG). Gene Ontology annotation, molecular function: protein binding. NCBI's taxonomy places the organism in Eukaryota, Metazoa, Chordata, Aves, Passeriformes, Sturnidae. Gene Ontology annotation, biological process: protein homooligomerization; negative regulation of delayed rectifier potassium channel activity. Gene Ontology annotation, cellular component: endoplasmic reticulum. The record is from RefSeq and is a predicted model, not a curated record.
ACUGCAAAAUGCAGCAUGCAUUAUUCACAUUCUGGAACCUGCUUCUAUCUGAUGCUGUUAGUUCUCUCUGUAUGUUUUGGUUUGGUUUUGUGUUCUUAUUUUUUUUGUAUAACCAAAUGUUGUAAUUACCCUGUGCAUUCAGAUUACAUGUCCUAUUAAAAAAUGCAUCUUCAGGGCAAGCAUAAAUUCUAGAGGUAAUGAUAAGAACAAGCUGCAAGACGAUAUGUGCUUUGAAGAUAGUUCAUACCUUGCAGUUUACUUUUCCAAUAUCAAAUUGUUGGGGUAGCUCAGCUGUUUUGUUAGAUCCAUAUUUCUCUGAAGCCAUACUUUCUUAAAAACUGGUUUUAACAUAAAGUGCUUGGUGCAGUGAAAGGCAUGCAGGGGUCUGCGACAGGAAGGCAGCCUGGGCUCUAGCCCUCCAGAAGUGCCAGGUACAACAGCUGCUCUCCUGUCCCUCUCUGCCUCUGCAGAUUGCAAUUCCAAAAGCCAGGAAAAAUGAUGGGAUGAUUCCUGGAAGAGAUUUUGUGAUGCAGCAGGUAUAUGGAUGUUGGUGGUCUUUGAAGAACCUUGUAUAGAUUCUUCUGCUGUUACUGUAUUUUUGAGUAUCUCAUUUCAGGAGCUAGUUGAAUUUUCUGGUUGUAUUGACAUGGCCUUAGAUAACAGUGAUUUAAAGGGAACCUUAAGCUUGAGUUCUCUGAAGUGCCCUUCUUUCGGAGCAUAUGGUACUGAAAUGUCUUGCCUGAAGCACAUCUAACCUCUUUUUGCAGUGGUCCUGUGAACAGCAGCAUACAGAAUGAAAACGUUGAACUGAUAUUUCUAGAAAUUAAACAUAACAUGUGCCAUACUUUGGGAAUAUUUGUUUUCCUCUCUCAAGGUUUCAAUUCACUGUAUUCUGGUAGCCCUUGCAAGCUGUUCAUUUCAAAAAUAAAACAUUAAAUCCCAAGAAUCAAAGUUUCCAAGCAACCAAACCCAGCAAACAAAACUAUUGUACAUGAUAUUUACACCUUUGUUGCCUGGGAAUCCCGUUGCUGCUCCACACCUCACUCCAAACACUUCCUAAAUGCACACAAUGGUUCUUGCAGCUGCCUUGCAGUUUAGGAAAGAUCAAGUCACAGACAUGUAGAUCAGAGAGCUGCUAUUCCUGAGUGGCUGAGGUAGCCAUGAGUAGUCGGGAGUUGGUCUUUCUGAGUGUGGGAGGUGUGAGAUUUGUAACCCGGGCUUCUACCUUGCAGCAGUUCCCUGAGUCCAGGCUGGCACGGAUGGUGAAUGAUGAUGACCCAGAAUUUAAACUGGUGAAUGGAGAGUUUUUUGUGGACAGAGAUGGAGCUUUGUUUAGUUACAUCAUGGACUUCUUGAGGACUCUCCAGGUGUCCUUACCAACUGAUUUCUCAGACUAUCAGAGGCUGCAGAGAGAAGCAGAAUACUAUGGACUUUACCCCCUGGCCGACCUCCUGAGCCAAGAACAUUUGCUGAAGCCGAGGCUGGAGAUCUUGGAAGUGCGUUUUUCUCUUCAAGAAAUGCAGGCCUUUUUCCGGAUCUUUGGUUCCUGCAGUACCACCAUUGAGGCACUAGCUGAGCAGAUCACUGUAUUUACAGGGCAGCAGUCAGGACAGGGCUGGAACAGCCCCUUUUCUUCUCAGAAACGACUUGUUCCACUUCCUUUGGAAAGACCCUCUCAUCAUGAUAUGGUUUUUCUGUGUGGUACUGAGUAUUCUGCUGGUGACCAGGUCGUGGCCAGGUAUGUUUCCAUAAAGCCUGAUAAUAGAAAGCUGAUUAAUGGUACUAAUGUGCUAGGCCUGCUGCUUGACAGUUUACUCAAAGAUGGAUUUCGCCUCAUAAGCACCAGGACAGUUGCCAGUGAAGAGAAGGUUGAAUGCUACACUUUUGAAAGGAUGAAGAAGGCAGCAGGCCUUGCCAUCAUGGUGAACCAAACUGCAGGGAGCUCCGGGGUAGCACAGGCAAGGAGAAGCCAAAUACAGAAAGGGAAAUAAAGGCUUUUUCUUCCAUCUUUUGAAUGUAGAAGAGGCAUGUGUCAGCACUAGUGGCCAUUUUUUGUUGUUGUUGUUGUUGUUUUGGCUUGUUUGAAACUGCAGCUAUUGAGGGAAGUAAUAAACAUGUUUUCUUUCAAGUAUUUAGGGGGAAAAAUGGCUUUCUUGCCUUUUAGUGCUCCACCCUCUUUAAGUAAAAGAAGCCCACCAGAUUUCAG